GGAGGAGCCGCUGGCCCUGCACCCCGUGAAGCUGUAUGUGUAUGACGUGUCCAAGGGCAUGGCCCGGCGCCUCAGCCCCCUCAUGCUGGAGGUUUGUAAAAGUCUGGUCGAGAAUGUGUGCGUUUCCAACUGCUCUUCGGGCUACAGAUAUAAAGGAAGCUCAUGUUUUGAUUAAAGAUUUGGAAGCAUGAAUUAGAAAUGCAACAAGAGAGUGGUUUAUACCUGCUACGUGUAGAUUCUGGCCCGUGUUAGACCAGCAGUCUGUGUGAGAUGAGGCUGCUGAACAGACUCGGUGUCUAAACAGAUGGCUUCGUGUAAUCUUGUUUUACAACUUGUUGGCAUUCACUUCCCUCAUCUGUCCCACGAGGAGAUUCUGUGUUUUCCUGCAAGCUUAAAAUGAAAGACCAGAGAAUUCUUAGCAUGAGGCUUCAUGCACAUCAACAACAAGCUUACAAAGCCAAGAAGAAAAUAUUAUAGAGAUUGUAUAUGGUGUGCUCCGUUGUCCAGACAGCAACGGCAGCUCUGAGAGGGAAACAGCUGGAUGGCAUCUGGCACACGUCCAUAAUAGUCCAUAAGGAUGAGUUCUUCUUUGGCAGCGCGGGAAUCUCCAGCUGUGCACCAGGAGGGACAAUUCUUGGGCCCCCAGACUCAGUUAUUGACCUGGGGAACACUGAAGUCACAGAAGAAAUUUUUCUGGAAUAUCUUUCCUCUUUGGGGGAAUCUACGUUCCGACGAGAGUGUUACAACCUUUUUGAAUGUAACUGCAACACCUUCAGUAAUGAAGUGGCACAGUUCCUGACAGGAAAAAAAAUCCCUUCCUACAUCACUGACCUUCCAGCUGAAGUUCUUGCCACACCUUUUGGACAAGCUUUAAGGCCCUUCCUGGACAUCAUCCACAUGCAGCCACUCGGAGGAAAUACCUUCAGCAGACAUAAUGGACAGAGCUAACAGGAGCGACCCAGCGUGCCCAGCCUCGCCAGGCCUCUUCCUUUUUAAACGUGAAUCUACCAGAUCUCUAUUUUAUAAUUUCCCAUCUGAAUUAAUUCUACAGAAGCUACAAAUUUCAAAAUAUCCUAGGGAGAAGAUUUAUCAGGGUGCAUGUAAGAUGAUGCUACCAAAAAGAUUGCCAUUAUUUCUAAUAGUAUUAUACUAAUUUAUAAAGGCUGUCUUGUCCGAGCAGGCUGACACUUUCUAAGUAACUCCUAUGCUGGUAAGUGGGUAAGAUGAGUAUUCAAGGGCCCAUUACACAAUUUGGAGUAAAUGAGAGGAUGUCCUAGCCAUCCCUUACAGGCUUGCAUCUCUUUCUCCUGUCACUGCCUAUAUUGUGGGAGUAUUUCCUGAAGACUGUAGCAAAAAGACAAAGUAUUGGUAACAGAGAAAGCAAAGGUGGCCCACAAUUACUCUUCUGGAUAAUUGACAUUAUGUUACCUGCUCAGGAGAAAAGCUGAACUCAUCUGAUUAGAAUACUUGCAGUGGCACAGCUGUAUGGGAAAGGUGAUCAAGCUGAACUGUGUGUCAGCAUCAUACUCGGAAGCUGAAACUUUCAGUGGGACUAGCUGCGUGUAGGAGGGAGGCUGGAACUGAAGGUUGCCAAGAGCCUCACAAUGCUAGGUCCAGGAGUUAUGGGAAAGAACCAGCUGAAAGAGCAGAAUCUCAAGAGGAAAAGUGGUGGGAACAAAUUUCAGGUGAAAGUGAAAUGGGGUGAAAUGUUUCCUUUUUGCACAUGUGAGCUUAUCAGCAGACAAAACCUUGUUUACUAUUUACCUUUGCAUAAGCGCUAGUUUGGGUUGGUUUGGGUUUUUUUUCUUACCAGCCAGAGUUAGAGCACAGUAAAGCAGGAACAGUGUGGCAACUGCACAAUAGUACAAGGUGGACCAAUUCUGCCUUCAGUACCUAGUUGCAGACACAGUAGAGGUUCCAGCAUUGUUUGAUAUCACUGUUCUUUCCAAAGCAGACAAGCUCAUCACAGGGAGGGCUUUUCCCAAGUACAAGAGAAAUAGGUGGUAGAUCUCCUCAAAUGUAAAGAAAAUGAGAUUAAAAUGAAGCUUUCCUAUGGAACAACUGAGUUUAUUGGGAGACAUGCAGAAGCAGUCGUGUCCUUAGAUUGACAUUAGAUUGCAUCAAUAGUGCAUCUUCUAGUUUAAGAUCCUUUCAGCUUUGCAAUUAGUUGCAGUGGAAAACAGAUCAGGGGAAUGAAAGAACAGGCACACUGAUUUCUUUUCGUGCAUGAAUAGACACUACUUUCCUGAAUCAUUUUGUAGUAGUUACAUUUAGGAAGGAAGAUAAGACAGGCAUUGGACAAACCCCUAAACAUUGCUGAUGCUCCGUAAAUGGAGAUUGUGCAUCACAGAUGCUGUUGAAAAAGCAUCUGGGCAGAUGUAUAGCCCUUUGUCCAGUGCUUUGUUAUGAAAAGUAUGGCUGCAAGUUCAGUCUUGCAUCUCAGACUUCCUGCACUGGAAAUUUCUUGCAUGACUAAAGGAGAUGUCUUUCCUCUGCUGGGCCUUUCCUCACAGAAUAAUACAGUUUGAUAAGUUUCUCACACUGUGAACUAUAAUGGUUCGUGUUUUUUGAGGGGAUAAAAUGGAGGAAAACUGCACUUGAGUCAUUCUGUCAAACACAGUGUUGCCCUGCACAUUGUGGAGUCACUACACAAGCAGAAAUGGGGUACUCUCCACUUUGCAGUUUUGUGUGAAGCUACUCUGAGUGCACAGCAGUGGCACUGGAAGCCCAGAUUGGUUUUUUCCUUGCCAUUCUCUGCUUGUGCCAUCGGUUUCACCUUUUCAUUUGAUGGACUGGACUUGGAGACAACUGUAGCUGUUAGCACAGAUCAGUUCAUACAAAAGCUUUCAACCUUUCCCUGUCAAAAUGUCCUGUUUGCAGAAAGCAUUAUAAUGCUAAAUCACUUAUGAAUGCCUUUUGGUGCUCCUGGAGGAGGGAUGGGUGAAUGUUUGCUUCCUGCUAAGCCAUAGCUUAGUUUUCCUCUUUAGCAUGUCUAUCCUCUCCAGUCUUUUCCCUUACUUAUUCUGUGAAGAGUAACCAGUCUCUCAUCUUAACACACACGACUGUGCCACAAAACACUGUAGCGUGUUAGAGAUUUGGAGCUUCCUCAGUUGGACAGGUAUGCUCAAGCUGAUACAGUGCAGCCCAGCAUCUAGGUACACUAGUUUGGGACCUGGAAGCAGCACAGCUGUGGUGGUUUGUCUUUCUGUAAACUACCACUUCAGGCACACCUGCCUAUGGUGAAACCACUGCCCCACACUCUUAUACAAUGAGGAUAUAUGUCCUAUAUGUCCACCACUUCAGAGGUCCUGAGCCUGGUUUCUGCUUGGCUGCCUGCUUCAGCACUUUUUACAUCCUCUCAGGAGGCAGGAAGGAGAAAUGUUUACCCCCUGUGUUUUGUGAUUUGCCUUUUUGCUUCCCGAGCAGCUCCUUUGCAGAGCUAAUGCUGCUACUUGAAAGUCACUGGAUAAAAUGUCACUUGGCCAUAUACUGUUUGCAAUAGCCAAGGAGCUCCUGAAGGGUUUCCUGGACUGAAGAUCUAGUGUGUUUUGUGGCAAAAGAAGUGUAGGAGGGAAUCCUGUUUGCUGGGUCAUACUGAGUAACAAGAGCCCAGUACCCUGUAGACCUCUUAGGAAACCCAUUUUCUCCAAAGAUGGCCAAGUAUUAAUUGCAGGACUGUGUCCCCAACAUUCCACCCAGCCAUACCUACUCACAGGAGUAUAAAGUAGGCUUAUAAGUACAUAUAGGUGAUGAACUUCAGCUGGCCGAUCAACAAAGGGGCAGGGAAACUGAGCUCCUGAAAAGGAACAGAACACUUCUGCCCACACUUAAUAUUCUGUCAUGUAUUGCUGGGGUUCCCUUGUGCCAUUUCAAAAAAAGCUGUUAAUACCAUCAUCAGGCAGGAAGUGAUGGUUUGAUUUAUUUGUUGGUUAAGGGUUGGUUGGAGUUGUUUUCUAUUACAAUAAAAAGAAAUCCAGCAAGGUU
Colius striatus (speckled mousebird) is the source of this 3984-nucleotide messenger RNA. RefSeq names its product desumoylating isopeptidase 1 (gene DESI1). Lineage: Eukaryota; Metazoa; Chordata; Aves; Coliiformes; Coliidae. The record is from RefSeq and is a predicted model, not a curated record. Gene Ontology annotation, biological process: protein modification by small protein removal. Gene Ontology annotation, molecular function: peptidase activity. Bases 487 to 948 code for a protein of 153 amino acids. The transcript has 7 exons.